UCCCUGGAAAACCAGCCACAUGGAGGGUGCCGGGGACGUCCUGAGGACUCUGCUCCCCGACGUUCACCGGGGCCUCCCCUUUCCAGGCUCCCCAACGCGGGCCGCCCUGGUCUCCGGCUCCUACCUCUAUUACCACUACGGCUGCGACGGGGUCGACGACCGGGGCUGGGGCUGCGGCUACCGGACCCUUCAGACCCUCUGCUCCUGGCUGGCGGGGGUCGGAGCAGGGUCGGGGGCCUGCCCCCGGCCGGUCCCUUCCUUGUUGGCCAUCCAGCAGGCCCUGGUGGAGAUGGGAGACAAGCCGACGGCCUUCGCCGGCUCCCGGGACUGGAUCGGCACGGUGGAAGCCGCCUUGUGCAUGGAUCACUUUUUUGGGGUGCCGUGCAAAAUCUUGCACAGCCCCUGGGGGAGGGGACUGGGGAGGCAGGUGGGGGCCUUGUAUGCCCAUUUCCAGGGGGGUGGGGGGCCGGUGAUGCUGGGGGGUGACGCCGACAGCUCCUCCAAGGGGCUGCUGGGGGUCUGCUCCGUGCCCGCCGGCCACCAUCUCCUUGUCCUGGAUCCCCACUAUUACUGGGGGGCUGGGGACCUUGGGCGGGAGGGGAUGCAGGCGGCAGGGUGGGUGCGCUGGCAAGGCUUGGCCUCCUUCGACCCUGCCUCCUUCUACAAUCUCUGCCUGCCGCAGUUCUGGCGGGCCGCAGGCGAGCGGGACGGCGCUGGUGAAAACUGAUUUGCACGAGCGAGCGUCGCUUGGACGGCCGCCACUGGGCCACGUGAACCUUGGAUUUCACGAGUGAGAGUCGCCCAGAGGGCCACCAAGAGCUUUGCACAAGGGAGAUGUCACUGGGACUUGUGAACAUUGCUUUGCACAAGUGAGAGUCACGCGGCUGGCCGUCAAGGGGUUUGCACAACCGCGGAGACGCCGGGGUGAAUGUGGUCUCAGCCGGGGCACCCACUCCGAGCCCAGAUCCCCGAGGCCGCCCCAAAGAGGGGCUGUUAAAAGCCGGAGGCCGAGGAAACUUGGGGGAGCAAACUGAAAGGUGGGGGCCAUGGCUGGAUCUGGGUGCACCCCCAGAUAAAUCUUGUGUCUCAUGCAUAUUGUGCCUUUACCCGCCUGUUAACAGACGGGCGUUCCUUGACCUCCGCUCGUCUGCAACAUUGGGUUCUGUAAAUCCAGUUAAAAUGCUCAUUCGUCCCUUUCCGCCUGAUGCAGGAUUUUCUUUUGUUGGUAAUGCAAUCCACAACAAUGCUAACGCCUACGCCAAAACCCAAGCUUCGGCGUGACGGUAGCUGCGUGGCAUUCUGGGCUUCUCGGCGGCUUUUCCUGAUUUUCUGAAAGACCAAAAGAACUGGUUUCUACCCCUUUGGGGGGGGGGGGCAGGUGAUUGCUUAAAAUAGCCCUUUCUUUUACAAAUGCUCUGGCUGAUUGCAGGCAAGACAGAGGAAUUGCCCCCCUAUUUUCCUGGGUUUUCGUUCCACAGGCAGGCCAGGUUGUUAGCCUUUAGUGGACGUGAUCCCACUGCUCAGUCAUGAGGCCACGUGCCUCAGUUUCCCUUUGUAUACAGCAGAGCAGGUCUGUCGUGGUUCUCUCUGUUGUGCGAAGCGUUAAGUUUAUUCACAGGUAAUAGGUGAGCAGCGUCACCAUCUGGCUUUCAAGGAUUUUUCCAAAACGUGUACACACGCCGCGACCCGUUGUUAGCGGGGCCUUGAUAACAUUCAGUGUAGCCCAAUACCAACAUUAACAUCGCAGCUAUUCAACGGGGCUUGUCGUACCAGGCCCUUUCUUCGGACAAUUUUGUUUUUGAGGCCAGCGUGUUCACUGUGCUCUUGAAAUCUUUGCGUAGGCAUUUGAAUUUCAUUAUAUCCGUGGGGUUUGGGUGAAUGAAAAGCUAGGGUUGUCAUGCAUGUUAGCCAGACCCCUUUUGUACCUGUCUUCAGACUUCAGCACGGCACGCACCUGUCUCUGGGGGCAGG
Messenger RNA from Malaclemys terrapin pileata, 1971 nucleotides. RefSeq names its product UFM1 specific peptidase 1 (inactive) (gene UFSP1). Lineage: Eukaryota; Metazoa; Chordata; Testudines; Emydidae. The record is from RefSeq and is a predicted model, not a curated record. The coding region runs from base 20 to 727 and encodes 235 amino acids. The transcript is spliced from 2 exons.